CACGUUAUUUUUAUAUUUUAUUUGAUAACUUAACUUCAUCUCUAUCCUCUGUCUCCUUAUCAUCCGUACUUCUCAAAGCUGUCGCGGAUAUUCACACAAGGAUACACACGGAUAUUGGAGCUACAGCCUACUGUUAGAUAUAUAUACAGCAAUUAGAGUUACACGCCACUAUAAGAACGCACACGGCUAUCAAUCAGACAGGGAGCUAUCAGAGAUACACCAAGCUAUCAGAAAAACACUCAGCUAUCCUAUCAUCUCUUCAACACCAUCCGUCCCAAUGUCCAUCCUCACCCCCCGCGACUCCGCCAUCCUCUCCUCCCUCUUCACGGCCGAACCCCCCGCUCCCGCCUCGCUCCCCCCUCCCCCUCCACCCCCCGGACUCCCCAACUUCCCCUCCUCCCUCCUCCAAAGCAUCCAAACCCUCGAAUCCUCCGCCCUAAAACCUCUCAACACCGCCUCACCCCCUGCAUCCACAAUCACCACCGCCAUCGAGGAGCUGACAUCGCUUAUCGAAGCACACCCUACAUAUCCCUCCGCCUAUAACAAUCGCGCCCAGGCGCUACGGUUAUUACAUGGCUCGGACCUUACAGUCGCUUCAGCGGGGGAGAGUGGUAUAAUGGCUGAUCUCGCCCAAGCAAUCCGACUAUGCACGCCCACCACAACAGGGCUCCAAGCCGACAUCCUCGCAAAAGCGUACACCCAGCGCGGCGCCGUUCUCCUCUUAACCUCCACCACAAUGCGAACUCUCGAGUCCGGCAGAAGUAAAGAUGGUGGAGCAGUGCAGGUGCAGGUGCUGGGAGGGAGGAACGCGGAUGAGGUGGAGGAGAUGGCAAGAGCGGAUUUUAGGGAGGGGAAGAGGGCGGGGGGGGAGGUGGCGGGCGAGAUGGAUGUUAAGAUGAAUCCGGUGAGGAAGCUGUGUGGGGAGAUUGUGAGGGAGGCGAUGGUGAGGGAUUUGAGGGAGAGUGGGGUGUUGCCGGCUGAGGAUUGAGGGGGAUAAGUUGGGAGUACUGGCGUUUGGAUGGGAAUUUUGCAAGCGCUUUAUUGAUGGGCGAAUGAUGGGAUGAGAGAUGGCGGGUGUAAGAUGCAGUAGAGAAUGAUAAUGAGAAAUGUUAGACAAUACUAAG
Molecule: messenger RNA, 1124 nt
Organism: Pseudogymnoascus verrucosus
Lineage: Eukaryota; Fungi; Ascomycota; Leotiomycetes; Thelebolales; Thelebolaceae
Exons: 1
Coding region: 278-988 (236 amino acids)
Biological process (GO): cilium assembly
Molecular function (GO): protein binding
Source: RefSeq, a predicted model, not a curated record